AUGUAUAUGCAAAUAACAGAGCCCCAGGCUCUGCAGAAUAGUCAUGUUGAGAUGGACCCUGAUGGGCAACCCAUAAUUGCUGGUGACUAUUCGCUUUUGAGUCCAUAUGGAAACGGUGUUGAGGGUGUUUCCCCGCAAAAGGCUGCUCUACAUACACCCGAAAUAACCCUCUGCCCUCGUACCAGAGGCGAUUCACCUCUUAUCCCUGGUGGUGUGAACAAGCCUGCGGUGAGGAAGGCGGCAAAAAAGAAGCGAGUUUCCAAGCUUCUCAAUAAUCACGAUCACGUCGUUGAUCGUCCCCUGAGCGAACUGACCAGAGAUAUGAAAAUUCCGGUGCGAGAUAUGGAAGCGCAUGUAAUGCGAUCCUCAGAACAACGUCGAAAGGAGGUUGAGAAUAAAAAGGGUAAAGUUUCCCGACCGAUGAAUUCAUUUAUCCUGUAUCGCGCAGCAUAUGCGGAAAGAACAAAGGGGUGGAUCUGCCAGAACAACCAUCAAGUUGUCUCGCAAAUAUCUGGCUCUAGCUGGUCUCUGGAACCAAAGGAAAUCAGAGAAUACUAUGAGCGGCUAGCCAUCAUCGAUAGAGAGAACCACGAUAAAGCCCACCCGACUUACAAGUUCGCACCAAACAAAAGGACAAACACUCGGAAGAAGCGAAACAUUUCUUCGUUGAAAGAAGAAGACAAUAGCGACAUCAAUGACCAAGGCUUCGGCAUGGGAUCAUACCCGAAAACCGGGAAGCAUAUGUCCGGGGGUUCGUUUCAUGGUAGUAGCUUCCAAAGCCGCACUCCCACCCCUUUGGACCGAGAUAGCUCGUACGACAGCCGUCAGGGAACACCAUUCGAGCGAAAUGGGGAUAUGUAUGCCAACAGUGACGUGAACAGAUCAUCAUGGGAGAUGUCAAACCCUGGCAGACCUCUUCCCGGCAUGAUAUCGCCUCCAGAGCAGACCCAUUAUUAUCAGCCAUCUAUCCACCAAAGCAUGCUAGGCCCCAAUAUUGAAGACGUGACCUUCAAGAAGAUGGGUGUUCCAGGCAUACCAUAUGACGGACAGGGAGCUUUGGCUGGCCUUCCUGGUAAUGCACAUUCUGACCUGCUCCAACAGCAACUGCUUCCACAAACAGGAUCUCCUGCCUCCCUCAACGACAUGCAAGUCGACCCACAGCUUAUGGAAUUUGAAAGCCAACAUGGUCUACCAUAUAACGACGGAGCUAGCUACCAUGUCCAGUUGGAUAUGUGGCACAUGCCCAAUGGACAGCAACAGCAUGUUAGCCCUAGCCUUUCCAGUCAAAAAGAUGAACGAUAUCAGCAGCAAUACGCCUUCCAUCCUAGCAUGCAACAAAGCAUGGAUGGUCGUGACAUGUGGAAUGAAAUCCAGGUUGAGACUGGGAGUCAAUUCGAAGACUGGAUUGGUUCUGGGGCUUCAUUUGAGUGCGGCGGUAAUGGCCAGCAGAAACAUCUGUGA
Messenger RNA from Paracoccidioides lutzii Pb01, 1461 nucleotides. RefSeq lists its product as hypothetical. Bases 1 to 1461 code for a protein of 486 amino acids. Gene Ontology annotation, cellular component: nucleus. Gene Ontology annotation, molecular function: DNA-binding transcription factor activity, RNA polymerase II-specific; RNA polymerase II cis-regulatory region sequence-specific DNA binding. Gene Ontology annotation, biological process: regulation of transcription by RNA polymerase II. The transcript has 3 exons. The record is from RefSeq and is a predicted model, not a curated record.